Pseudo-nitzschia multistriata is the source of this 5358-nucleotide messenger RNA. Lineage: Eukaryota; Bacillariophyta; Bacillariophyceae; Bacillariales; Bacillariaceae. The record is from the annotation of a GenBank genome assembly.
CUAUCACAGUACUAACACUUUGUUCUGAAAAAAUGAGUUUUCCUGGUGCGAAGCUGGGGACAAURUAACUCGGYCGGCUGCACAGGUGGACAGGUUCAGAGCUAUCUUGUACAAGCGGUAACAAUUGUUCCUCACGUCGUAAUGCGUCCGACUUCUUCAAAAAUAUACGCGGCGAUUCUUUCAUUAUGUAAUGUUCGUGCAAUCCACAAGACGAAAUGAUGUUCUUUCCGGAUGACGAUUCUCUCCGUUGAUUGCACCUUGAUGGCAAUUGGGCCAGCAAGCAAUCCAUUCGRGAAGCUGUUAGAUCCAACUGGCUUGAUGACUGACUUACUCGCUCACCUACUCACUCACAAUUCCUCGGAUGCCACAGAUGCUACAGAUGCCACAGAAGAUGCCGCAGCCUCGCCCGCUGCAAACCCUUGCUCGACCAGGGGCAWUUCCCUKAGUUGCGCGAGUUCCCGGGACAGGUCCAAGCCUUUCUGUAGCAAAAGGAUACAGAUACAGAUCAUGAGAAGGAUCGAAAYGUUCAUGAGCGGAUCGUACAGCUGGGAAAGAGUGUCGGCCGGGACAGGAUUGACGGCGGCCUCUUCCUCCACGGCGGUGCUCUCGUUUGCCAAAUCAGAAGCAGGGCCUUCGUUACUAUUGGAUUGUUGUUGCUGAAUUGGUUCUUUUUCGUCCUCCACCGUGGUUGGAUCAUUUUUGAUAUCGCUGUCGGUGGUUGCGGAGGCCGCUGCUUUCUCACCAUCAUCAGUUGCUUCCGCUAGCUCUGAUAAUUUGGUCUCGUCGUUUUKGCGAGUUGAUCCCGAAGCAUUGUCGUCGUCGGCUUUCUUUGCUUCCGCUGCUGUGCCCUUCUUUCGUCUACCUUCCGAUGUCUGUUGCAGACGCUGCAGCUCGGCGAUUUCUUUUGAAAAGGCGCUCUUCGACUUCUUCUUUUCGGGAUCCAACUCGGGCAGAAGCUUGGCGMUUGGACCGCAGGUCGGACAAGACCAGGUCUGGGACAGCUUAGCCAGCCGCCUGCGUUCUUCUGGUGAGUAGUCGAGGGCGCCAAUGGCGCCGUCCCCGGGGGUGGGGAGAAAACUAAUAAGUGCCUCCAGAAUCAGUCGGAUCCCCCAGGCCGGCUGCCACAACUCCGGAUGGAAGGCGCUGAAACUCAGACAAAUCUUUGUGUUGGUCUCGAAGCGCCCCGAGGGGGUCAGAAACAUGAUAUGGGGUGGUUUGUAUGGGUAUUCGGCUGGGAGCAAAAUCCGUCCGUGGUAGAUCCCACCCUCAAAGUCCGUACCUUCUGCACCCCGGAUUGUAAAGUGCCAUUCGAACAUAUCGUGCUCCAGCGGGGCCGCAAAAUAUUGGUCGGAGGGAUCCAGCGCCAGUUCCCGGAUGUCGGCUGUGGCAAAAAGAAGGAUGGUAGGCGUCGAGUUGUCGGCAUAACGUUAGGAAACCGAUCCUGGACGGAACGUGUCAAUGAAAACCACAAGCCAUUUUCUGCGCGACGAAAACGCAGAGAAAAGGAAUGAUCCAACAAACGUACCCUGGAUUCUUCGCAAAGAUGGACUUUUGCUCAUUUUGACAACUUUUUAUUGGUUGAUUGCUUCACUCCUGUCUCGUGUGGGAUUUUUUCGCCUUAAAAACUUGUUGCCUUGUAGUUACUSUUGUGUAUUGCUUCGAAAAUCUGUUGUUCCGCACCUUGCAGGUUUUUUCUGCCGAUCCUUCUGUUARUUUCUCAGUUCUUUCUUGUCUGGUUUUCUAUCGACUAUGAUGGCCUGUUCUUGUCUCUGGGUGUAAAAUAUUGCUGAUAGAUUUCCCAGAGCGACAAUGAUGAUGAUUGUGAUUUCUUAUUUCUUUGGUCUUUUCUCUGUUGUUCCGAUGAACUGGCUACGUAAAGGUACGAGUACAUACAGUAGUACGCACAUGGAAGAGCCUCCUAAAAUUACCGUACCGUACUAAGAAGUACUUCUACUGGUUAGCGUGGUACCGUACGUAACGUACAGUUAAGAUAAAAGGGGUUUUCUCUGUUUUCUUGAUCUCGUUCUUCACAACUUGUCGACAGAAUUAUGUCUCGUCGUUCCUUCAAUGCCACACCGAACGUCGUUCAAAAUCGCUCCAAUCAGCGAACGGAAACGCCAGGCUUCUUGAUUGGGUUUAUGGUUUUGUGUGCCCGGAUUAAUUUUUGCGCGAGUUUUGGGAUUAUGACACGUGUUGUUAUUGAAAUGUUGAUUGUUGAUUCAUUCGACUCAUGCUAAUUGGUUCCCGCCACGACUAACCAAGUAACAAAUGAUGCACAAAACUCGAAAGUUUUGCAAUCGUACGGUACGUACGUACUAACCCUGCGGUAUGUAUCGAACCUUCUUGGGCGAUCCAUCAUUUUCCCUUGCCCCCCCGCGCACGCGCACCCCCUUCCCUUGACACGACGUGACUUGCGAUACUGCACAAUGGAGUGCGAAUGCGAGUACGAGUACGUACCCUACGUACUCGUACUCGUACUCGUACCGUGACCUAGGGACGACACCAACAGAAAGGGCCUAGCUCUUUACUACUGUAUUGUACUGUACUUCAACUCAGCGUUAAGCGCGAUGACCAUGAUCGUUUCGAGCGUAGUACCGCACCGUACCUGGUGCUUGGUACGAGUUACCGUAUGGUAGCGCUACCAGGUAACAUUAAUCAAGUCAAGAUCAGAAAAACGAGAAGUGUUUUUCUCAUUAGCCCUGUUGAUUGUACGAUGCCUCAACAUCAUGAUUGGUGCAAACAUUUGUACCGUUUCGAAUGGGUCUCCAAUCAGAAAGCGAAUGGAAAGGAAUUCACGUGCAAGUUCACAAGUACCAUACCGUGCCGUAUUYGCGAGAAGAGAGAACGACUUAAAAUGGAACAGAAACACAGAACCGCUGGGGUUCGUGUUCUACCAACAUCCAUCCCCACUCAAUCUCAAUCUCCGCCGACAAUUCCUCCAUUCAAAUCACAACAUGGAAAAUUCUUCGAUGAAAAAGGCUUUCGAAGCUUGAUCAUUCCAUAGAAACAAAUACUUUCUCGUCUCAUCUCCAGAAAAUUUUCUGCUGCCAUUUCUACAAAGGCAGGAUUCAGGAUGCAACGAUGUCCUAUUUCACGAAAGAACAAGAAGCGAAGGCCGUCGAGUUGAUCCUCAAAGAAUGUAAUUUUUGCCCUCGGUAUAAAGACGGAGACUCAAACAAGAGUGGAGGGGCAAAUAACAGUCAAACCAGUAUGGCCUAUGUCGAACGAGACGAGAACGGAUAUGUCGUAGCCAUGGUCGAUCUCGGUCUGCACAAGGCAGUUACUCCCAAAAUAGGUGAAAAGAACAACAAGAACAACGUUGACAGAAUAAUAUUGGCGGCAACGGAUACUUUGAGGUUAGGGAGCACAAGCCAUUGGAGAUUGCCGCCCUCCAUCGGCUAUCUCACACAUCUCAAGAAGCUCACAGUCUAUCACUGCAAGGGCCUUCCGSGAGAGAUUGUCCAUUUGGCCGGCUCUCUGGAAGAAAUAGCCUUUCAUUUUUGCGACGAGCUGGAUUUUGAGAAUGGGUUCCCGUGGUUGGAAUUCCAGAGUCUCCACAAGCUAACGGACUUCCGCAUCCAUGGGAGGACGUCGUCUUCCUCGAGGGAAGCGAAGCGGAUCCUGCCCAUUCCGGGCCUCCGGGGUCUCCCCAACUUACGGUAUCUCUACUAUCGUGGUCCAAACUUUGGCUCUGGAGACGAGGAACACUCUUUGUGGAAGGACAAGAACGAAAAUCAGCUUUCUAGGUCUCUGCUCGUGCAGGACUUGCUGCAUCCUGGCGUCCGGUUCAAGAACUCCCUUGAGAUCCUCGAGAUCGAACGAGGCAAUCUGACGGAAGUCGACGCAGCCGGCCUGGUGACAGAUGUCUUGCCUCACUACCCCAAACUUCAGCGCUUGGUCUUGCCCAACAACCGGAUUGCGUCACUGGAACUUAUCCUAGCCAAGCAGUCACUGCCGAUCCCUCCCUCGGUCCGGUUGCGCUGCCUAAAUCUGCUCGGGAAUCCGGUCCUGAAUUCCAAAAAAUGCAAAGAUAUUCGGCCCGAACGGAAGAACCUGCUGAGRCUCUUGUCCCUCCACGAAGAGAUUACGAGCCUCGGGCACGGAAUCACCGAAUCUGCCCCGUGCACGACGAAGGUCUUGCUGGCACUAGGUACGUUUUGCAACUGUUUUGGUCUACCGGAACGCUACCUUUGUAAAAUGGACCCUUCCAAUUAAUCCUGGUGCUGCGCACUGUGGUGCAUAUUCACAAACCAACACUUUGUGCUCAAUUUUUCCUUUGUCCUUGAUUUCUCUACGGUUAUGAACAGAUCGAAACGAUGGUGGAGCAGUCUUGCUAUCGAAACGCUUUCGAUCCGUAUCCCUUUCUGUUUGGCCAAUCGUUCUGGAGAGAGCCAACCAUCGAAUUGGCUACCACGAUUGUUCCAAUGUACUCUACCAUUUUCUCAGGAACGGGCCUGUCCUGGGACUGCAGAAGCGACAAAAUAAUCGGUCUUCUGCUGCCCAGAAUGAUUUAAAAGGAGACGAUUUUGUCGGCAUGAUUCCACCGCCAUCACCGAUGAAGGGUGAUACUCGGGUAAUGCCGGUCCUUCGGACGCCGCUGUAUUCCAUCGCGACCUCCAUUGUCACCCCUACCGAUACUGAGACCACGAGCACCAGAAAGAGAAAAAUUUCAAUGCCCUAAACCAAAUCACCGACUGGAGUAGGGGCUGACCUCACUUUGUUUCUUGCAUUUCUGUUUCGCGUCAAGAGUUAUUGUUCUGCGAGUCGCUGAGUCACACUCCUGCGCAAACGCUGCCGUUACGAAAAGAAGAAACGCAUCUAAAAAAAUCCAACAGAAGGCGAUUAUUUCAUAAAUGCAUAUUCGAGAUACAUUGAAAAUUGGCUAUGGUUGCUAUACGGUUAACUUUGCCAUUCCUUGGCUAAUAGAAGUAUUAAAUUUUUAGGGUAUCAAUUCAACAUCAUCUUUAUUGGAACAAAAGGAACAGGAACGGAACAUGGCACUGCCRCCGAUAAUUUUGCAUGCUAAUAGUUAAAUUCACAUUGCACAGUUCUAGUUUAUCCUACAAAGUAAUGGUACUCAAAACUGGCCUAUAUAUUGUUAUAGGUCAUUACAUGUAAAAGCUGGCGGUAUUAUUCUUCCAUAAAAUUGUCUUCCACAAAUUGUGCGCUUUCUGCAACCAUCCACGCUGAUUUUUCUAUGUUCGUAUGGCCGACUGUUUUUGUCUGAACUUGGCCUUCUGUUUCUGUUCCAUUGUCUGAUCUUGCCAACAGAACAGCUGUUGAGUAUCGUAAAGUCGAUGAACGAUUUUCUCGAUAUUUCUCGAAUCGGAUCGGAUUGAAUAAAAUAGUUUCGUAUCG